Messenger RNA from Mizuhopecten yessoensis (Yesso scallop), 906 nucleotides. RefSeq names its product carboxypeptidase Y-like. The record is from RefSeq and is a predicted model, not a curated record. The coding region runs from base 1 to 906 and encodes 301 amino acids. The transcript is spliced from 2 exons. Lineage: Eukaryota; Metazoa; Mollusca; Bivalvia; Pectinida; Pectinidae.
AUGAAACUCGACACACGAUACUUACCUGUAAAGAAGCCGGGAUGUACUCACGAUAAAGGCAAGCAUCACGAUAAAGGCAAUCAUCACGAUAAAGGCAAUCAUCACGAUAAAGGCAAGCAUCACGAUAAAGGCAAGCAUCACGAUAAAGGCAAGCAUCACGAUAAAGGCAAGCAUCACGAUAAAGGCAAGCAUCACGAUAAAGGCAAGCAUCACGAUAAAGGCAAGCAUCACGAUAAAGGCAAGCAUCACGAUAAAGGCAAGCAUCACGAUAAAGGCAAGCAUCACGAUAAAGGCAAGCAUCACGAUAAAGGCAAGCAUCACGAUAAAGGCAAGCAUCACGAUAAAGGCAAGCAUCACGAUAAAGGCAAGCAUCACGAUAAAGGCAAGCAUCACGAUAAAGGCAAGCAUCACGAUAAAGGCAAGCAUCACGAUAAAGGCAAGCAUCACGAUAAAGGCAAGCAUCACGAUAAAGGCAAGCAUCACGAUAAAGGCAAGCAUCACGAUAAAGGCAAGCAUCACGAUAAAGGCAAGCAUCACGAUAAAGGCAAGCAUCACGAUAAAGGCAAGCAUCACGAUAAAGGCAAGCAUCACGAUAAAGGCAAGCAUCACGAUAAAGGCAAGCAUCACGAUAAAGGCAAGCAUCACGAUAAAGGCAAGCAUCACGAUAAAGGCAAGCAUCACGAUAAAGGCAAGCAUCACGAUAAAGGCAAGCAUCACGAUAAAGGCAAGCAUCACGAUAAAGGCAAGCAUCACGAUAAAGGCAAGCAUCACGAUAAAGGCAAGCGUCACGAUAAAGGCAAGCGUCACGAUAAAGGCAAGCAUCACGAUAAAGGCAAGCAUCACGAUAAAGGCAAGCAUCACGAUAUGCAAAUUAAAAACUGUUAUGCUUAUCGUCCUGCAUUGUAG